CAUAAAAAUAAGCGAUAAUUUAUGAAAAAAUGUCGCUUUAUCUUCAUUUAUUUUCUUUUUUUUCCAAUAAAAGUUCCCUUUUUUUAAUCAGUUUUUCUGUUACAAAACUGAACUGUAAUCCAAAGUGGUGUGGUUUUGAGCCUUUAAUUCAUUCAUCAGUUUAAAUGACCAAUUAUUUCCUUUUUGCCUCCGAAAAUUGAAAAACUUAUUUAAAUUAACUAAUCCAUCUUUGAUUAAUGAUCGAAAAUGCCUUUCGGUUAUUUGAAAAGAAUGUUUUUCAAAACUCGACCCAAAAAAGCCCUGCUAACUCGAACAUCAACGCUACCGGAAAUAAAUCUGGCAUCGCCCAUUUACAUCGUGAUUGAAAACGCCGAGGACGACCCUAUCCAAAACACGAUUGACGAAUCAAAUGACGACUUGAUCAUUCCCGGAAUCAACCGACAGGGUGGACGGGACAGCAUGACUAUAAACGCAGAUGUUUCCCCCCUCGUGACUCCUCCCCCGCCUAUUGUGAUUGACGAUGACGACGUGGAGGAACCUUCAGGGACACCGGUUGAGGACAACGACUUUCCUAGAGGCGAAGAUGUCAACUCAACGCACAGAGGUGCAGGCAGUCCCCCGACUCCUAACUCGCCCUCGUCGCCCUCGAAUUGUGCGGCAGCCGAACUAACCACUGGGAGGAAUUCCCCGCGUUUGUUUCAAGUUGUAGAGUACUUAGAAAUGAAAAACUCGAAGAGUGGGAGCAAGACAUCUGGUAGCUCGAAGGGUUCUGGUAUGGACUCGGAGGCCACAUCUACAACGUCUAGUAAGACCUCGAAGGGAUCCAGCAUCAAGAACAAACUGUCGUCAGCAGCCAGCUCACUAAGCAAGAAACUCAGCAGCAAAAAGAGCAGCAACAUCUAG
Messenger RNA from Symsagittifera roscoffensis, 903 nucleotides. RefSeq lists its product as uncharacterized. The record is from RefSeq and is a predicted model, not a curated record. The transcript has 5 exons. Lineage: Eukaryota; Metazoa; Xenacoelomorpha; Acoela; Convolutidae. Bases 247 to 903 code for a protein of 218 amino acids.